CCCAGACGGCCUAAAAUUCUCUUUACAACUAAUGUGUUGCAGCCGGAGGUUUCAAAGCACCUGUUAUGGGCUUCGCUCCGCUCGUUGGAUCACCACAAUAAAAAGUCUUGGAGGGAUUCUGAAUUUAGGUUGGAUGCCAUCUGAAGAAACCUUUGGCGUCAUUGCUGCUAGUAAUUGGAUGGUGGUGGAAAGUCUGCAGACCUUUUAAGAAAGUUUCAGGAACUGAGACGAGAGCUCUGAGCCCAAGCGUGCACCACCGCUUGUUGCUUCCUUCCCACAAGCUUAUGCAUCCUCUCUGUCACCCCUGCCAACAAGUCAUGAGGAACAUGUUCUUCUUCUGACCAUCAAAUUGAGGAGUCAGCAUUGCUCCAACUCUGUGGCUGGGGGGAAGUAGAAAUCAUAAUUCAGCCCUCCGAACAAAAGGCCCCUGUACAGAGGGGGUCCAGAAAGCAGAAGACAACGUGAAAAGCAGACGAGAAAGGAAAGCCGUCUGGCAGAGUGAUGGCUCCUGCGCCUACGGUCCUUGGUUUGCCUGGUGCAUGGGCUGAAGAUCCUCUUGAGGCCUCCUCGCACUACACCACUAAGGUUGGGGGUGUGCCGUGCUGGCCUUCAGGGGUGGAAGCAAUUCUUUCAGAUGAGCGCCUGGCGUGCAGAGCAUGCGGAAGGAGACUGGGGCUCGUCGUUCAGGCGUAUGCACCACUUUUCCUGAAAGGCAGGGACAUUGCCGAGCGGACACUGUACGUCUUUGGCUGCCUGUCGUCCAACUGCGGGUAUGACCCGCUAAGUUGGCGUGUCUUCCGGGUUCAGGGAGAGGAUUCUGGUAUCAAGUCCGCGGAGCCUGCCGAAGCGUCAAGCGCGGUUGACACCGUCAACUCCGCUGGUUCGACAGCGGCCGUCGGUUCGGACAGCUGGUGGCAGGACGACUCGUGGGGCGCAGCGCCAAGCGAACGGGCCGACGCUCGGGCAGGAAACAACGAAAUGGAGGCGGAGAGUAGAUCUGAGACGCUCGUCGCGUCUACCGAGGGUCCUGACGCCAGCAGACUGACGUCAGCAGAAAGUGAUCCGCUUAGACUGGGAGACAGCAAAGCGUCAGGUUCAAGCGGGGCGAAGGACCAAGAAACCGUCCAGGAUGGUCGGAAAGGAGAAACGGACGUCCGAGCAGGGAGUUCGGACAUCCGGUCGGAGGACGCCCCCACGGCAGACGACUGGGGUGAUUCUGACAAUUCCUGGGGCGGUGGGGCCGCCAGCGAAUGGAAUGCGGACGGCACCGCGCUGGACAUGAGCGCGCUGUCCGAAGCGAUCGCCGAGGCUGCGGACGGCGCCAGCAAGCGGACGGAGAAGCCCCGGGGCGAUGACGUCAGCGGAACGAGGGUGACGUCAGCGAGUUUGGCGGCGCACGGGGGGGACGAGCGGGCGAGGAGCGGUGCCGGGGCGUCCGUUCUGCCGUGCUUCUACAUCGUGGCUGGAGAGGAGGCGCCGGAAAAGAGGCGGAAAGAGGCAGAGGUGUCCCGGUUGGUGACCGAGAGCCCCGGGGAGGAGUCCUGGGAGGGCGAGGGCUACGAGUACGACAGCGCGCGCUCCGCCGACCGGACGUUCCUGCGGUUCCGGAAGCGGGUCGAGCGGGCGCCGGAACAGUGCAUCAGAUACGGCUUCCAAUCGCAACCGCUGCUCGCUCGCGCCCUCUCCGCGCCCCCCCCUCCCUGCCCUGCUUGCGGAGCCCCCCGGACGUUUGAGAUGCAGCUGAUGCCCCCGCUGCCUUAUUUUCUGGCCGAAGCCUCGGAGGAGGCCGCGGGACAGGUGGCGGGCUGGGAGUGGCUGACGCUGCUAGUGUACACGUGUUCCGAGGCUUGUACGAAGCCCGAGAAAAGCGGCGGCCACGUGGCGGUCCAAGAAGAGUUCCACGUGUACCAGCACGAGCUUGACAGCGUGCGGGGUCAGCCGCAGGUUGUCAAGUAGUCGACUCUUACAAUCCUGCGGAGUACCUCUCUGUUGUAACAUCCGCAUGUACAGAUUCACUUGCCCCGCCCUUCGAAGGCCCAACCUCUUUUGGCUGGAUCAAGGUGUGAAAACCCCCCACGCGCAAAUUUGUCUUUAUGCUCGUCGCCUG
Molecule: messenger RNA, 2107 nt
Organism: Klebsormidium nitens
Lineage: Eukaryota; Viridiplantae; Streptophyta; Klebsormidiophyceae; Klebsormidiales; Klebsormidiaceae
Source: the annotation of a GenBank genome assembly